AUGCUACCCUCUCUUUAUUUUUUACACUCUAUGUCCCCCCCCUCUUUCUUUUUUCUCUCUCUAUCCUCCUCUCUUUCUGUUUUACUCUCUCCCUCUCUCGUCCUUCUUCCUUAUUUUACAACUGUAAUCACUUUCACUUCACCCCCUCCAUCAUCAUCAUCUGACCUCUUCUCGCCAUCCUUACUCUCUUCCUCGUCAUUUUACAUCAUUAAUGAUUUUUUCCCCCUCCAUCGCCAUAAUCACCAUCAUUUUACAGCUGGAAUACCUUUUUCUCCUCCAUCAUCAUCAUCAUUUUCAAAUUUUAAUGAUGAUAAUGAUGAUGAUGAGGCUUUUACAACUAAUAGGAACGGGGUUUCCUCUAUUCCUGUCCAUGGCCUCCGCUCACCUUCUCGAAAUUCAUUUAUGUCUGCCGUGCCCACUCCGCUUGUUCUUUUUCCUUACGGAUCCCCCUCCUCUACCCCUCCUCCUCCCCCCUUCUUCUUCUUCUUCUUCUUCUUCUUCUUCUUCUUCUUCUUCUUCUUCUUCUUCUUCUUCUUCUAA
Acanthosepion pharaonis is the source of this 540-nucleotide messenger RNA. The record is from the annotation of a GenBank genome assembly. NCBI's taxonomy places the organism in Eukaryota, Metazoa, Mollusca, Cephalopoda, Sepiida, Sepiidae.